Molecule: messenger RNA, 804 nt
Organism: Drosophila hydei
Lineage: Eukaryota; Metazoa; Arthropoda; Insecta; Diptera; Drosophilidae
Gene: Obp49a
Exons: 3
Coding region: 42-659 (205 amino acids)
Molecular function (GO): odorant binding
Source: RefSeq, a predicted model, not a curated record
GUCUAGCUCAUUCGAAGCUGGACCAUUGGAAGUGCUAAAAAAUGAUAUCGAAAUCUGAGCAAUUAUUGCUCAUCGUUGGGCUCGCCUGUUUGAGCGUGGCCCGAGCGGACGUCGACUGCAGCAAGAGGCCGAAGUUCGUGAAUCCCAUGAGCUGUUGUCCGCUGCCGGACUUUGCCACACCCGAGGUGAAGCAGAAGUGUCAGGAAUAUAUUGUACCUCCAACUGAGUCGGGUGACGAGCAGAGACGUUCACAUCGUCACCAUAAUUUCCUGCCACCAUGCUACAUCUCUUGCAUCUUUAACGAGACAGACAUCUAUAAGGACAACGAAGUGGACGUCGAUGCACUCAACACCUAUUUGAAUGACAUCUUCAAGGACAACGCUGAGCUGCAGAGCAUUGCGAGUGAAGCUGCCACCAAAUGCAGCUCUAAAAUGAACGAGUUCAAGGACAAAAUGGGCAAUCGGCCACGCCCAUCGCCACCACCUGGCGCGCUCAAGUGCCCCCAUAAACCUGGCUUCCUGGUUGGCUGCAUCUUCCGCAAAAUCAUGCACAAUUGUCCCGCUUCCAUUUGGAACGAUAACCAGGAAUGCAACGACGCUCGUGAAUUCUUCAAGACCUGCAAGCCUCCCAAGGGCGAGCGACCAGGUGGGGAUAACUAAUUGCAGCAACUCCAAAGCACUUACCUAAGGAACAAAAAAAAAAAACAAAAUUCAAAAUAUCCUAAUAAAAUGUGUAUGUAAAAAAAAGGUUCAAUCUGACCUCGCUUAUACCCAAAUAAAAUGUGAAGAAAUUCAUAAAAAAAAG